UCUCGUCAUCGUCGAUCAUCGCCGGGAACCACACCAGUCUGAAUGGCGAAAACACUAUCCCGAUCAACGGCCUCACGCGUAGCUAAGCGUUUCUUUUCCUCCUCAAAUGCCGCCGCUUCUCAACCCCCGCUGCCUUCUCACCACCUCUCCCGUCGAACCUCACCGACGCUGUUCCACGCCAUCGGGUACAUCCCUGCUUUGACCCGUUUCACAACGAUACGGACCCGGAUGGAUAGGUCCGGUGGAUCGUAUUCGCCGCUCAAAUCCGGAUCCAGUUUCAGUGAUCGACCACCCACGGAAAUGGCGCCGCUGUUUCCUGGCUGCGAUUACGAGCAUUGGCUGAUCGUCAUGGACAAGCCUGGGGGCGAAAACGCGCAGAAACAGCAAAUGAUUGAUUGCUAUGUUCAAACCCUAGCCAAAAUUGUCGGCAGUGAGGAAGAAGCUAAGAAGAAGAUCUACAAUGUUUCGUGCGAGAGGUAUUUUGGGUUUGGUUGUCAGAUCGAUGAGGAAACAUCAAACAAACUUGAAGGACUUCCUGGUGUUCUGUUCGUGCUUCCGGACUCUUAUGUUGAUCCAGAGUACAAAGAUUACGGAGCUGAGUUGUUUGAGAACGGAGAAGUAGUUCCGCGUCCACCAGAGAGACAGAGGAGGAUAGUGGAGUUAACAACUCAAAGAGGAUCGGAUAAACCAAAGUACCAUGACAGAACCAGAAAUGUCCGACGGAGGGAGAACAUGCGUUGACUCUUAUUCUCAGGACGCUCUACUCUAGAGCAAUCCUUGCCUUUUGAGCUCAGAUGCUCUUCUUUUUUCUUUGUUCUUUUAAUUUGCUAGACUCUUAACGAAUAAUAAUGUAUAUAUGGUGGUGUUUUGGUGAAAGCGAAUGCAUCAAAUUUGUUUCUGCAACUAUCGAUAUAAAUCUUCUUUUAAUAAUAAAUUGUGUUACAA
Molecule: messenger RNA, 945 nt
Organism: Camelina sativa (false flax)
Lineage: Eukaryota; Viridiplantae; Streptophyta; Magnoliopsida; Brassicales; Brassicaceae
Product: multiple organellar RNA editing factor 6, mitochondrial
Biological process (GO): cytidine to uridine editing; mitochondrial mRNA modification
Cellular component (GO): mitochondrion
Source: RefSeq, a predicted model, not a curated record